Molecule: messenger RNA, 4147 nt
Organism: Archocentrus centrarchus (flier cichlid)
Lineage: Eukaryota; Metazoa; Chordata; Actinopteri; Cichliformes; Cichlidae
Product: flocculation protein FLO11
Exons: 13
Coding region: 127-3306 (1059 amino acids)
Source: RefSeq, a predicted model, not a curated record
AGCAGCCUAAAGGACACAAGGUCUGAACUGAACCGUUAUACACCGUUACGCCUGCGGGGAACGAACUUCAUAACCGGCUAGAUCUCUCAGAAGAACCGCUUCAUAAAGUCUUAGAACACCGUAAAGAUGUUUCUCAGUUGUCUGCUUGUGGUAUUUCUCUUUGGAGUGACAACAUCAGAUCCAGGCACUACCCCCACAUACAACACUUUGACAGCUUCUUCAGAAGUGACUACACCAAGAGAAAAUGCUACAGCAGAAUCUAAUACAAACCUCGUCAGCAGCAAAGUUACAGCGGACGGUGACGUAACCACCUCCAGCCCAGCUUCCUCUGCAUCACCUCCAGCUUCCUCAGCAUCACCUCCAGCUUCCUCAGCAUCACCUCCAGCUUCCUCAGCAUCACCUCCAGCUUCCUCAGCAUCACCUUCAGAUUCCUCGGCAUCACCUCCAGUGUCCUCGACAUCACCUCCAGUGUCCUCGGGAUCACCUCCAGUGUCCUCGGCAUCACCUCCAGCUUCCUCGGCAUCACCUCCAGCUUCCUCGGCAUCACCUCCAGCUUCCUCAUCAUCACCUUCAGAUUCCUCAGCAUCACCUCCAGUGUCCUCGGCAUCACCUCCAGUGUCCUCGGCAUCACCUCCAGCAUCCUCAUCAUCACCUUCAGAUUCCUCGACAUCGCCUUCAGCAUCCUCUUCAUCAACUCCUGCUUCCUCAGCAUCAUCUCCAGCUUCCUCGGCAUCACCUUCAGCGUCCUCUUCAUUACCUCCAGCUUCUUCUGCAUCAUCCUCAGCUUCCUCUGCAUCACCCUCAGCUUCCUCUGCAUCACCUCCAACUUCAUCUGAAUCACCCCCAGCAUCCUCUGCAUCACCCUCAGCUUCCUCUGCAUCACCUCCAGUGUCCUCUGCAUCAUCUCCAGCUUCCUCUGCAUCACCUCCAGUGUCCUCUACACCAUCUUCAGCUUCCUCUGCACCACCCUCAGCUUCCUCUGCAUCACCUCCAUCUUCCUCUGCAUCAUCUCCAGCUUCCUCGGCAUCACCUCCAGCUUCCUCUGCAUCACCCUCAGCUUCCUCUGCAUCACCCUCAGCUUCCUCUGCAUCACCUCCAGCUUCCUCAGCAUCACCUCCAGCAUCCUCUGCAUCAUCUUCAGCUUCCUCUGCACCACCCUCAGCUUCCGCUGCAUCAUCUCCAGCUUCCUCGGGAUCACCUCCAGCUUCCUCUGCAUCACCCUCAGCUUCCUCUGCAUUACCCUCAGCAUCCUCUGCAUCACCCUCAUCUUCCUCUGCAUCACCCUCAGCAUCCUCUGCAUCACCUUUAGCUUCCACUGCAUCAUCUCCAGCGUCCUCUGCAUCACCCUCAGCUUCCUCUGCAUCAUCUCCAGCAUCCUCUGCAUCACCCUCAGCCUCCUCUGCAUCACCCUCAGCUUCCUCUGCAUCACCCUCAGCAUCCUCUGCAUCACCCUCAGCAUCCUCUGCAUCAACCUCAGCAUCCUCUGCAUCACCUUCAGCUUCCUCUGCAUCACCUCCAGCCUCCUCUGCAUCACCCUCAGCAUCCUCUGCAUCACCUUCAGCUUCCUCUGCAUCAUCUCCAGCGUCCUCUGCAUCACCCUCAGCUUCCUCUGCAUCAUCUCCAGCAUCCUCGGAAUCACCCUCAUCGUCCUCUGCAUCACCCUCAGCUUCCUCUGCAUCAUCUCCAACUUCCUCUGCAUCACCUCCAGCAUCCUCGGCAUCACCCUCAGCUUCCUCUGCAUCACCUCCAGCAUCCUCUGCAUCACCUCCAGCAUCCUCGGCAUCACCUCCAGCGUCCUCGGCAUCACCUCCAGCUUCCUCUGCAUCACCUCCAGCGUCCUCUGCAUCACCUCCAGCUUCCUCUGCAUCACCUCCAGCGUCCUCGGCAUCACCUCCAGCUUCCUCUGCAUCACCUCCAGCUUCCUCUGCAUCACCUCCAGCGUCCUCGGCAUCACCUCCAGCUUCCUCUGCAUCACCUCCAGCUUCCUCUGCAUCACCCUCAGCUUCCUCUGCAUCACCCUCAGCUUCCUCUGCAUCAUCUCCAGCUUCUUCUGCUGUCACCACCCUUAGUCCCUCAACAGCAAGCUCAGGAGUAACUGUUCACACUGCAGUAACCAUGACUACAACUCUUUCACCUGAUGCUAGUGGCAUGACAACUGCCACUCCUAUCACCAACCCUUCCACCGCCACUGUCACUACCUUGCAGUCAACCCAGGUCACGAUCAGCAGCUCCACCACCGCAGCCCCACCCAUCCCCACGCUGAGUCCAGUCAUAGUGUGUCCUACCGUCCCAUGUCCACCUGGAAGCGUCUGUCUUAAUGGCACUUGCCAGUGUCUCUCGGGUACAUACCUGCUGAAUGGACGUUGUGUACCUGCCCAAGUGUUCCCAGGCCAGCUUCAUAUCACCUCCUUGCAAUUUCAAGAUGAAAUGCUCAACAGGUCCUCGAGCAUAUUCCAGCUGGCAGCAGCCAAUAUUUCAGCAGUGCUUAGUGGCAUUCUCAAGAAGAUGCCAGGGUAUAUACAGUCUGAUGUUGUGCAACUUGAACCAGGAAGCGUGAAAGCAACUAUAAAUAAUAUUUUUGGUGACAACACUGCCAAUCAAGAGUCUGUUGAUGAAGCCUUAAAGGAUGCUAUAGCCAACUCCAGUGGACUGCUGUCUCAAGCUACAUUUACAGGUACAAACCUGUGUGAGCAGAUCCCUUUACCUUGUGAUGUGUCCACUACAGUAUGCAGCAUUAUAACUAGCCAGCCAACAUGUUCCUGUAAAGAGGGCUACAUCUCCACUGUGUACUUGACCACUAGCUGCAAAGCAUGUCCAAGUGGGCAAAGGGCAGUGAAAAAUAUUUGCGAACCAUGUCCAUUUGGGUAUGCUGGAUUCAACUGCAAUGACUCGGCCCUGCUUGCAGUGGUGGUCAUCUCCUGUGUACUGGGAGGAAUUCUACUCAUCCUUGUCCUGGCUUUGCUCAUAUACUGCUGCUGGAGAACAUGCUCAAAGAAGAAGAAGAAGCAAGGCAUCACCAGCAGCCCUUACUCAACAGAAGACUCAAACCAGCCUUGGCCUCCUGGCAUCAUGCCCAUCCCCCGAGCCACCACUAAGUGGGAUGGAGCUCCUAUAGAGAUGACAGAAGGGGGCAGUCAGAAUGCCCUGGUGGACAAAAAGCAUCAAACCAAUGGAUUGUCGGGAUCAUAUGAUCUCAACCCAGAAGCAAUGAAGACCUUCAAAGGUAAAAACACGUCGCGGUACUCAUAUCUGGUUCAAGGUCAUGAAAAUCCUUACUUCUUACCAGGAGAUGAGAAGAAAAACUGAAACUAAAAAACACUAAAAUCUUCAAAUGAAGGAGGAAGAUGGUUUCAAAACACAGUCACUGGUUUGAAACUCUGGGACUACAGAUGCAUAUCCUGAGAAGAGUUAUUCAUAGAGACACUUUACCUUCUGAGCUUAUUUGAAUUAAUGAUGACUCACAAAGGAUGGUCGGAUGGAUGAAACUGGUUACCAAAGAUUCAUUUGUGUAUCAUGUCUGCUCUUAAUGGUUACGGCCAGUAGGUGUCACUGUUGCACAUUACAUUUACUAUAACAGAGUUUUAAUAACAGCACAAUUGGCUUUGUAUUUCUUUUGUCUCUUUUUUAUGCUUUGAUAAAAUCAUUCAAUAAAAUUUUAAAAUGAAGCCUCUUAUUUUGCUAAUUGCACUAAAGUGAACACUAAGGUUACCAUUAGUUUUUCUAUAAAUCGAUGGUAAAUUGAAUGUGGGCUUCUUAUGGGCUUCUUGCUGUUUCUCUCAAAGGAUAUAAUUUUUUUUUUUAAGCAAAUCUUGAAUGACUAAAGGGGCUGGAUCCCUGGUUGGCUGUAUUUAAAGGGAUUUAUGUUGUAGCAGUCUGUAUUUGUUGAAGCUGCACUUGCAAAAUGUGCCUUUUUAAUAGUCUGUUUGAUGAAUAGGAAACAUUGCGCUAAGCUGUUGAAAAAGCCUGUCUGCUUUUUUGGAUGUGCCAAAAAUCACUUGUAAACAUUUUUUUUUUUUUUUUAAGAUUCUCUAUAAAUAAUAUAUUUAUCUUUGUGCUUUUGAGAGAAUGCACUGUUUUAUAAGUGUAAGUUUUUGUAAAUAAUAAGAUCUCUUGGCAAGACUGUGCGUGCAUAUCCAGUGGAAAUAAA